AUGGGGGGUAAGGAGGCGGACGGCGGAUGGAAGGCGCAGCUGAACCUGCCGGAGCGGGACCGGCGGGUGAGAACCAGCGACGUCACCGCCACCAAGGGCAACGAGUUCGAGGACUUUUGUCUGUCGCGCGAACUGCUGAUGGGUAUCUUCGAGAAGGGCUGGGAAAAGCCGUCGCCGAUCCAGGAGGCGAGCAUCCCGCAGGCACUCAGCGGCCGAGACGUGAUCGCGCGGGCCAAGAACGGCACGGGCAAAACGGGCGCCUACUGCAUCCCCGUGCUCAGCCAGGUGGACCCGAAAAUCGACGCCAUCCAGGCGUUAAUCAUGGUGCCAACCCGCGAGCUGGCUCUGCAGACUAGUCAGAUAUGCAUCGAGCUGGCCAAACACGUGGGCACCAAGGUGAUGGUAACCACGGGCGGCACUGUGCUCAAGGACGACAUCAUGCGCAUCUACCAGAAGGUGCACAUGAUCGUGGCCACGCCGGGCCGCAUCCUGGACCUGAUGGAGAAGCAGGUGUGCAAGAUGGACCACUGCAAGACGCUCGUGCUCGACGAGGCGGACAAGCUGCUCUCGCAGGACUUUAAGGGCAUGCUGGACCGUCUGAUCUCGUUCCUGCCGGCGUCGCGGCAGGUGCUGCUCUUCUCGGCCACCUUCCCGCUCACAGUCGAACAGUUCAUGGUGAGUAGUGCACGGGUCCAAACCCCCACCUUCCCGCUCACAGUCGAACAGUUCAUGCGGAAACACCUGCGGGAGCCGUACGAGAUCAACCUGAUGGACGAGCUGACGCUGAAGGGCGUCACACAGUACUACGCCUUCGUCCAGGAGAAGCAGAAGGUGCACUGCCUCAACACGCUCUUCUCCAAGCUUCAAAUCAACCAGAGCAUCAUCUUCUGCAACAGCACACAGCGCGUCGAGCUGCUGGCCAAGAAAAUCACCGAGCUGGGCUACUCGUGCUACUACAUCCACGCGCGUAUGCAGCAGUCGCACCGCAACCGGGUCUUCCACGACUUCCGCGCCGGCCUCUGCCGCAACCUCGUCUGCUCCGGUACGUUAUAG
Molecule: messenger RNA, 1053 nt
Organism: Amphibalanus amphitrite
Lineage: Eukaryota; Metazoa; Arthropoda; Thecostraca; Balanomorpha; Balanidae
Product: ATP-dependent RNA helicase me31b-like
Exons: 5
Coding region: 1-1053 (350 amino acids)
Biological process (GO): P-body assembly; cytoplasmic stress granule assembly
Cellular component (GO): cytoplasmic stress granule; P-body
Molecular function (GO): ATP binding; mRNA binding; RNA helicase activity
Source: RefSeq, a predicted model, not a curated record